This is a messenger RNA of Macadamia integrifolia, 2859 nucleotides long. RefSeq names its product linoleate 13S-lipoxygenase 2-1, chloroplastic-like. The transcript has 9 exons. The record is from RefSeq and is a predicted model, not a curated record. NCBI's taxonomy places the organism in Eukaryota, Viridiplantae, Streptophyta, Magnoliopsida, Proteales, Proteaceae. Gene Ontology annotation, molecular function: metal ion binding; oxidoreductase activity, acting on single donors with incorporation of molecular oxygen, incorporation of two atoms of oxygen; protein binding. Bases 29 to 2725 code for a protein of 898 amino acids. Gene Ontology annotation, biological process: lipid oxidation.
GAGAGAGAGCGAGAGAAGGUAAGAAAAGAUGGAGAGAUCGAUGUUUGAGAAUCGAGUGCACUCGUUUAAUACUUACAGACCGCUCUUAUUGAGCUUACCCAAGUUGAUCGUUUCCGUCCACGGGACUAAAGUGCUUCAUCCCAUGAGACCAGUGCCGCCGACUGUGUUUCCAAAAUUGAAGAGUUGCCAUUGUCAACGUCUCCGUUCAGUCUCCGGCGGCGGUGGUGGUGGUGGUGGUGGCAUUAGAGCUGCCAUGGGUAAUGCAUCAGACAACUCUAUCACCAUCACUGCUGUUGUCAACGUUAAGCUUCCAUUGGAUAUUUUUGUGGGAACUUUUCAUUUGGAGCUCGUAAGCGCCCAACUUGAUCCAAAAACGGGAUUGGCAAAGGAUACCAUAAAAGGGUACGCAAGUUGGGUGAGCCAAACAGAAGAAAAUGCAAAGUAUGAAAGCGAGUUGGUGGUUCCUGCAAAAUUUGGCGAUGUUGGUGCAGUGCUUGUGGAGAAUGAGCACUCCACGGACCUCUUCAUCAGGACCAUAGUGCUCAAUGGAUCUCCCACUGGUCCUCUCAACAUCACCUGCAACUCUUGGGUCUGUCCUCAGUCCGAGAACCCACUAAAGAGGAUAUUCUUCACUAACAAGUCCUACUUGCCAUCGCAAACACCAAGUGGUCUGAGGAGGUUGAGAGAGGAGGAGCUUCACUAUAUUCGUGGCGAUGGGCAGGGAGAAAGGAAGGCGUGGGAGAGGAUCUAUGACUACGACAAGUAUAAUGACCUUGGAGAUCCGGACAAAAGCAAUGAACUAGCAAGACCAGUCCUAGGUGGUAAGGAGCACCCUUAUCCAAGGCGUUGUAGAACAGGCCGAGGUCCUUCCGACAAAGAUCCAUUGUCCGAGAAAAGAAGCCACAAAGUAUAUGUGCCAAGGGACGAGGGAUUUUCUGAUCUCAAGUCACUAACAUUUUAUGGUGAGGUACUCACUGCUGAGUUAGAUGCUUUGCUCACUCAGAUCAGAGCUGUUCUCACAGACCCCAAUCUUGGAUUCUCUUCCUUCCCUGCCAUUGAUUCCCUCUUCAGUGAAGGAAUGGACUUACCCCAAGUCAAAGAUCAAAAGCUCUCGGAGAAACAUUCCUCAGGACUCGCCAAGUCUAUAAAACCUGAAGGAGAUCAGAUCCUGCGCUUUAAGAUCCCUGAAAUGAUUUAUAGAGAUCCCUUUUCCUGGUUAAGAGAUGAGGAAUUCGCUCGUGAAACACUUGCUGGAGUCAACCCUUAUAGCAUUAUUCUAGUCACAGAAUGGCCAUUGAAGAGUGAGCUAGAUCCUACGAUCUACGGCCCACCGGAGUCGGCAAUUACAGCUGAAAUUGUUGAGCAAGGAAUUGGAAAUUCAAUGACAAUUGAUGAGGCCAUCAAGGGAAAGAAACUGUUCAUGUUAGAUUAUCAUGAUUUGCUAUUGCCAUUUGUGAAGAAAGUAAGAGAAAUGGAAGGCACGACACUAUAUGGGUCUCGCACAUUGUUCUUCCUCAACCCUGACGACACAUUAAAACCCCUUGCUAUUGAGCUCACUAGACCACCCAUAUAUGAGAAGCCACAGUGGAAACAAGUGUUCUUUCCUAGCACUGAUAAUACUGAUAGUUGGUUAUGGAGACUAGCCAAAUCUCAUGUGUUGGCUCAUGAAUCAGCUCAUCAUCAGAUUGUCAGCCACUGGCUAAGGGCUCAUUGUUGUACAGAGCCAUACAUAAUUGCAGCUAAUCGUCAACUAAGUGCAAUGCAUCCAAUCUACAGACUGUUGCAUCCACAUUUUCGGUACACAAUGAAGAUCAAUUCCCUUGCUCGGAAGUCCCUCCUCAAUGCGAAUGGGACACUAGAGAGGAUGUUCUCACUGCGCAAGUAUUCAGUCGAGCUAAGUUCUGUUGCGUAUGCCAAAUUUUGGCGAUUUGACAUGGAGAGUCUACCAAAAGACCUCAUUAGGAGGGGAAUGGCUGUUGAGGAUCCAACAACUGAGCAUGGUUUAAAGCUGAUCAUCAAGGAUUACCCCUUUGCAAAUGAUGGUCUCCUCUUAUGGACAGCCAUAAAGCAAUGGGUUAGCGACUAUGUAAAUCAUUAUUACCCGGACCCUGGCCUCGUUGAAUCAGAUCAAGAGCUGCAGGCGUGGUGGACUGAAGUCAGGACCCAAGGCCAUGGAGACAAGAAGGAUGAACAAUGGUGGCCUGAUCUCAAAACACAAGAAAAUCUUAUUGAGAUCUUGACAACCAUCAUCUGGAUUGCCUCCUGCUACCAUUCGGCUACAAACUUUGGUAUGUAUGCAUAUGAUGGUUACUUUCCAAACCGACCCACAAUUGCUAGGACUAACAUGCCUACUGAGGACCCUUCAGAACAAGAUCUCAAGAAAUUCAUGGAGAACCCUUCAUUAGCAUAUCUGCAGUCUCUUCCUACACAAAUUCAGGCUACAACUGGGAUGGUUGUCGUAGAUGUGUUAUCAUCACACUCAAUUGAUGAAGAAUAUAUCGGAGAAAAGAUGGAGGCAUCAUGGGCUGAGAAUCCAGUUACCAAGGCUGCAUUUGAGAAGUUUCAUGAGAGAAUCAAGGAUAUUGAAGGUAUUAUAAAAGACAGAAAUAUGGACUUGAAGCUGAAGAAUAGAACUGGAGCUGGCAUCAUGCCAUAUCAGCUCCUGAAACCAUUCUCUAACCCUGGAUUGACAGGGAUGGGAGUUGCUAACAGUAUAACUAUUUAGAAGUGAAACAUGAGGGCUUUCAACUAAUAAUUUCUGUUUUGUGGACAAAUCUUUAUUGCUUGAUCUGAAUAAUUAAUUUCAAUGGCUGCAAACAUUAGCGAAUGGGAUGCAAUCCAAAUAUUUUCUAUUGCGCA